Plasmodium vivax (malaria parasite P. vivax) is the source of this 14471-nucleotide messenger RNA. RefSeq lists its product as hypothetical. The record is from RefSeq and is a predicted model, not a curated record. The coding region runs from base 1 to 14094 and encodes 4697 amino acids. The transcript has 2 exons. NCBI's taxonomy places the organism in Eukaryota, Apicomplexa, Aconoidasida, Haemosporida, Plasmodiidae. Gene Ontology annotation, biological process: regulation of transcription by RNA polymerase II.
AUGAUGAUUGCCCCUUUUUUGUUUAACGCAGGAGGGAGCACUACAUUUUGUUUUUCCUCGGAUGAAAGCGAAAGCGGCGAGAAGGCAGCCCCCCCCACGUUACUGCCAAUCGUGGGCAAACCGCUAACGACUGGUGACCAUCAGAAACAUAACUGCAGUGGAAGGGACCCCCACGUGUGCAGCGACCAAGUGGGGGACAGCGAGUGGGGCGGCAAUAACAACGACUAUGCUGACGGGGGUGGUCGUGCCAGAGGGGGGAACCCCAACGAAGGCGGCAGUCACCCUCAAGAAGUUAAUAACAACCGCAGUGGUGGUGAUAACCCCAAUGGUAGUAGUCACCAGGGAGGCGACCAAGGAGAUAGGGAUGACCGAGAUGGGAAUGACAAUAAUGAGGAGCAGAGAGGAGGCUUCCCAGAGGAGGAGGAGGAAGAAGAGAAUGAUUUGAUGGAAACUCCAAAUGGGAAAACGAAAAAGAAGAGAAAAAAAAAAUUAAACGACAAAAGUAGGAACAUUAAUAAAGCCACCAGUGGAAGGAAGGGCAGAAAAAAAAUGGAAGCCCUAAGUGACAUGCAGGACGAGAGUAACUUUGCAGCAGGCAACUACGGAAGUGUGCGUGGCGUGAAACAGCUGAGCAAUUAUGGAGGGAUGAAUAGCGUUGGGGGUAUGAACAGCAUGGGGGGCAUGCACAACGGCUCCUUCCUUUAUAACAACCAUAUGCCAGAUAAAAUUAUGCAUGAUGGGAUGGGCAAGCUGAAUAUGAAGUCGGGGGGAGGGUACCCCAGUAGGAUGGGUGGCGAUGCGAGCUAUCAGAUGGGAGGAGGCCCCAUGGGUGGCCCGAUGGGCGGCCAUGUUGGGGGCCACAUCGGCGGGCACGGCAGCGGGCACAGCGGCGGCAAUGCGGUCGGCCAGAUGCACAACGGGAACUUUAACAUGUAUAUGAGUAACCGCGGGGGCAUGCCGUACGUGCCGCCUUACGCCAACCCUAACGGCCCCAUUGGCCUCAGCAUGAACAGCGGGGUGGGAGGGUCGAUGAACGGCUCUCUGGGUAACCACGCGAAUGGCAGCGGCCAGGCUGCUAGCAGUUCGAUGCAGGGCCAGAUGAAUCACAUGAAUAGCGGCUUCAGAAAAAGCGUGAUGAAGAACAGCUGCAGUCAGAUGAAUCGAAUGAUGACCAAUCCGCUUAGUCCACACCUAGGGAACAGCGGCGUAGGCAAUAAUAUGGGUACUUAUGGGAUGGACUUUAACCAGCAAAAGGGAAACGUAGUGAAUGGGCACGUGAGCAGUAAGGUGAAUUUCCACGUGAAUGGUCAGAUGGGAGUAGGAAGCGGGGUGCACACUGGAAUGAACAACGGAGGGAAUAACAGCUUUGCACAUCCCUCGAGCAACCACGUGGGAGGUGUGCCGAAUAGCCUGGCCAGUUCGGUAAGCAGCAGCGCCAACAUGCACAUGGAGGGUUCGAAUGCAACUGGAAGCAACCAUAAGAAGGGACACGUGAAUCUACACCAGGGAGGAAGCAAGAUGAGCACGAGUUCGCUGAAUAACCAAUUGGGGGGUCUCCCGGGCGGCAAGCCGGGGGCGCACAUGAAUGGGCUUAUGCAUGGUCCGGGGAGUGGCCACAUGGCCAACCAGAUGGGCGGCCAACUUUUGAGCCAAACGAGCGGUCAACUUCUUAGCCAAACGAGCGGUCAACUUCUUAGCCAAACGAGUGGGCCACUUCUAAGCCAAACGAGUGGGCCACUUCUUAACCAAACGAGCGGCCACCUGGGCAAAGCGCUCCCCGGUGCAGUAGGCAUGAACAAGUUGAGCAGCGGAAAAAACGGCAAAAGCGGAAAUGGAAGUUUGAGCAUGAACAGUCAGGUGAUGAACCAAAUGGCUAGCUACGUGAGCCCCAACAUGGGUCGAAAUUCGAUGGCCAAAAAUAUGAUGAGUGUAAAUGCAGCUGACGGGGUUAGCAGCGGCAAAAUGAAGGACACACCAAUGAACAGCAGUGCGUAUAGGAGCAGCAGCCUUUUGAGGGACUCCCUGAUGGGCAGCAACAAGGCGGGCCCAGGUGGCUCGAUGAAGAGUGAGAUGAUGAAGAGCGAAAUGAUGAAGAGCGAAAUGAUGAAGAACGAGAUGAGGAAUAACAACAGUUAUAUGAUCGGCAUGAUGAACGACAAUCUGGUCAGCAUGAACCUGGGGCUGGGGGCGCAUGGCAGCUUCCCCCCCAUGAAUGGCCUCCCCAUGUGCAGCAACGGAAGCGCCAUGAAAAUUGCAGGCGAGAGGUACCCCAUGAAUAAGAUGCCCCCCAACAGUGGCAGCGGAGUAGGAGGCAGCGGCAACGUCGGCAUGAUGAUGAUGAUGAACAGGGAGAUGAACAGGGAGAUGAACAGGGAGAUGAACAGGGAGAUGCACAGAGAGAUGAACAGAGAGAUGAACGAAAUGGGUGCCACCCCCCCCGGGGUGAUCAGCUACGCAAGUGGUAGCAACUAUGCAAGUGGUGGCAACUACGCAAGUGGCAACACCUAUGUAAAUGGCAACACCUAUGCAAGUGGCAACAACUUUGCAAAUAAAAAUAUCAAAGGGGUGAAGAUGGAGAGCGGCUACCCCUUUGAGCAGAUGAACUUGAGGGGUGACCAUCUGCACCACGUGGAGGCUCACCAGGCGAACAUGGGCCACAUGCACAUGGGUGUCAGCGCCAAUGUGAAUGCGAAUGCGAAUGCCCAUGUGAGUAAUGCCAAGAUGUAUCUGAGCAAUGUGUCGCUAGCGAGUGAAAAGUUGAGCGGCGGGAAUUUCCUGCAGGGAGAAGGUAACAACCACAUGUAUGCAUAUGCAAGUGGGUUAGGCGGCACAUGCGGAGGUGGUGUGCGUGAGCGUGGCGGCGAUAUGGGCGGAGUGGGGAAUGCCUUUCCCCGUGGAAAUGCCAUUCCCCGAGAAACUGCAAACGAUGUGGGGAGCGCGAGUGGCCAUCAAAACGUCACAACCACUAAUAACAAGAAAAAGAACAAAAACAACUUGAAAAAUGGAAGGGAAGACGAAUUGAAUAGCAGCCAGAAUUUAAGAAGUGUUAAAAUUAACUGGAGCAAAUAUGAUAGCAUAUUUAAAAAAAUAAAAUUAGAAAAGGACUACGAAAAGUUUAUCCAAACAGAUGAGGAGGAGGGGAAGAGGAAGAAAAAAAACAUGUCAGAUGCAGACACAGAUACAGAUACAGAGGACAAAUCAGAUUGGGAUCAGAACCCACAACCAGAAUUUAAUGACCUUUUGAAUAUUAACUUUAGGUCCUUCAUCCAGGAUUACAAUGAUGUGCUUAAUAAGCUAAAUUCCAUCCGAGUAAAUGAUAAAAAUGGUUUUAAAAAUAAUGUCUACACACAAUUGUAUGAGGAGAUCUUCCUAAACAUAGAACGUUUUUUUGACAUUUCCCAACUGAGACAUGAAAAUAAUUUUACGUAUUCGAAUUUUUACAAGAAUACCCUUGAUCGAGUUAGAGGAGGAGAUGUACUGCUCACCAAUGGGAGUGGCAGCGAUUGCUACGACGGAGGGGGAGUCACUUCCACCGAGGUAGUGGUAGUAACCCCUGCUGCAGCAUCGGCGACUGCUUCGAGUGUGGCCCAGCAGACUGGAAAGGCGAAGUCCAGCAGAGGAGCAAGCUCACAAGGUAAGGACCUUCAGAAGGGGGACCAGGACGAUGCAGAUGGGAUUACAAACAAAGGCAAGACGAAUUUCUUCCAAAGUGUGUCCCGCACCGCGCGGAACAAUUCCCUGUUCGAAAUGUUGCUAAAGAAAAAAAAAGAGUUUGACGAGAUUUGCGCGCUGCAUAACUUCGACUGGGCGCCGACGGGUGGGGAGUGCGGCAUGAGUGCGGCGGCCACCCACAAAAAUGCCGCCUCAACCGACAAAAAUGCUGCCUCUGCUGAUAAGAACUUCACUUCCAACAGUUGGCAGGGCUCCCCUGGGAAAAGUAGGAUAGCCACGCCAGACUACCGGAGCGCGGCCGCCCCCCACGUGGGCAGCACCGUGCGGCACGCACACGAGAGCAACCCGGGGGCGAGCAAAAAGGGAGGGAGCGAAAUAAAAAACGCAGCGUACCAAAACCACUUCAUCGAAAAGAUACUCUCCAAGAGGUACAGGACCUACUCCAUUAACGAAUUUGUGAAUGUGCAGCUGAAUGAAAACCUGCUGGAGCUCAUCGACAUGUAUAAGCAGAACCUCUGUUUUAACAUCCGCAAGAUGUUGAAGAAAAGAAUCAGCCACCAGAAAAAGAGACGCUUCGAUUGGCAUUAUGGCGCAAAAGGGAAGAGGAGAAUCAGCAAGAAGACGCGAAAAGGGAAGAAAAGGGAAUUACUCAGGGGCAGGAAAAAAAAAAGGAGAAAAAUACUACGAGAGGGUAAGGAGUUCCCCAACAGGAUGGUGAAGCUGGAGGGGAACAUAAAAAACGGUGAUAGGUCGGCAGGGGGAGAAGAGGGGCUGGCUGCCCACUUGGGAGAUGACCACCCCGUUGUGGAAGCGAAGGACGCGUCGGGGGGAAAUCCAGACAAACCGCUUUUUUUCUUCUCAUCUGGGAAUUUAAAGAGGAAAAAGAAAACCGACCAGGACGAUUCUGCAGAUGUGGGGGGAAGGCCGGACGCUGAGGAUUUGCCCCCGGGGGGGAAGGAUGCCGGUGGGGAGGCAGCCCCGAACGGAGAGGCAGCCAUGAACGGAGAGGCAGCCAUGAACGGAGAGGCAGCCAUGAACGGAGAGGCCCCCCCGAGUGAGAACCCCGAGGGCGGGAUCCACCAAAUGGUGAGCAAGCUAUCCUUCGGGCUGUUCAAAGCGAAGGUGAAGUCCCCCCAGAGGAGCGAAGGGGAAAUGAAAAACAAGAGCGACAGCACGGUCGACCACUGUACGAUGGAAAACCACGGGGAUGUCAGCCUCUACAUAGAGAAGAAAGUCACGCAGGAGGGAUCGCAGCGAAGGGGUGGAGGCCCCAAGCACACUUCACCACUUAACCGGACCAAUCUCUCCAUCAGCAGAAUGCAAAAAAGAUUACUGGAAGAAAGCCGAAAGAGCAAACUGAAGAAGCGAAAGAAAAUGAUCAACCUGAAAUACAAAACGAAUGCCAUCAUCGAUUUUGGAGACAAAAUCGUCUGGGUGUCCUUCGAAUUUAACCACCUGGACAGUUUCAGGAAGCUCAAAAAUAAUUUCCUCAGUUUUUACAAUUUGAGCCAAAUUGAGAAAAUGAAAGGGACGCAGAUGAACUGGGAGAAGUGCAUGACCAGCGAAAUGAGGAAAUAUAAAAAUGUGAAAAUUAAAUUUUAUAAAUUCCUCAGCUACUACGAUUUUGUUUUUCUGAAGAACCGCCUGAACUUCAUCAAAAUUAAGUAUAAGAAUGGGGGGGUGAAUACGUUAAGCGGUGGAGCCAAGAUGUCAAGUGGGGGAGCGAAUACGUUAAGCGGUGGAGCCAAGAUGUCAAGUGGGGGAGCGAAUACGUUAAGCGGUGGAGCCAAGAUGUCAAGUGGGGGAGCGAAUACGUUAAGCGGUGGAGCCAAGAUGUCAAGUGGGGGAGCGAAUACGUUAAGCGGUGGAGCCAAGAUGUCAAGUGGGGGAGCGAAUACGUUAAGCGGUGGAGCCAAGAUGUCAAGUGGGGGAGCGAAUACGUUAAGCGGUGGAGUGAAAAUUGCCAGAGAGGAGACCUCCCCAGGUAGUCCCUUCCCCAGGCUGGCCGACACUCAGGGGGAACGCCCAGCUGAGACCCCCCCCGAGGGAGUAGCCCUCAAUGAGAGUACCAGCGGCGCCACCGCGAAUGACCCACCUCUGGGGAAGGUCGAAUGCGGGGCGGUAGAAAACAGAGACAAGAGUGAUAGCUCCCCUCAGGAGGGACCUACUAAGGGUAAGGACCUCGCGGAGGGUGGCGGUCUGCUGAGCGGUUACCAUGCCAGUGGCGAGUUCGUCCCGAAGAAUAACCCGCAGGCGGGUGUAGCCUCCGUUGAGGAGGGACCCACAAAGGGAGGGGAACAGAACAGCGGAGGCGGCCCCCCCGUUUUGCAGAGCGAAGGGGCAGCCCCGCACACGCAGCAUGAACAGAAGCAACUACAGCAGCAGGAACAGCCGCAGCCGCAGCAGCAGCUAGGGGGGCCCCCCGCACAGGAGGGACUGACCCCCCCCUUGCCUGGCCCCUCCAUCUUUGCCAAAAGUGAACACCCCAAGAGCGAAGUAAUUUACCCCUACCUGCCCUUCGCCAAAAGGACCGACGGAGAUAUUAGCCAGCUCCUAAGCGACGUGAAGAACCUGUGCAUCCAGCCCAACGACCAAAUGAUCAAAAGGAAUAGGCUAAGAAAGGACAUAACGCUCUUCCCCCUGAUUGACAAGAAGAGGCUUAACACCUACAUCCGUCUCGAUUUGAAUGCAGCUGCGAGGAAGGAAGAAGCGGUCGCGGGAGAAGCUGGCGUGGGAGAAACCACCAACGGGCAUGCAGUGGAGAAGGAAAUGAACAUCCUUAAUAAAUUUUUGAAUACCAGUUUGAAGCUGGAAAAAAUGGAAUUUGGCAAAGUGGGGCAAGGAGUAACCGGGUCGGCGGGUGGAGCGAGUGGAGCGGCGGGAGCAGUGGGCUCUUCAGUCACCGCCGUUACCGCCGCUAACGCCGCUACCGCCGCCAUCCCUCCUGGGGGAGGAAUCGUGGAACCGUAUGAGCAUCCCAGAAGCAACCACGUGCAUGGGGAAAAGUACAGCGGAGCGAAUUCUGUCCUCAUUGACAAUUGCGUCUGGUCGAAUAACCCCUCCCUCUUCAGCGUCUUCGAAAAAUAUUAUUUGCUCUUAAAAAUGCAAAAGUAUAUUUUGCAAUAUAGGCACUUCUCUAAGAAUAGCAUUAAGAAGAAGCUAAGCUCCGAGUCCAAUUGCGAUGUGUAUUCGAGCUCUAACUCUUUGAAUUGUUCCUCCACGGGGAACGUUAGGGGGAGAAGGAGGUAUGGCAAGGGGGGCAAGGGUGCCAAGAGGGGUGCAUGUCCUAGGGUCUCUUCCAAAGGGGGAAGACGUGGGUCGGGUGCGGUGACGACAUCCGCGAAUGAGGCGACGCCAGGGGGUGCCUUUACUGUGAAGAGGAGGAGAAAGGCCGGAGUGGCUGGCAGUCAGUUGGGCAAAGAUUCAACCGCGUCACCUGGUGCUGCGCGGAUGGGCAGCGGGGAAAGGAGUGAGCAGUUGGGGGUUACCGCUUAUGUGAAGGGGGAAGCGGGGGGGGCACAGACGUUUGUGGAGGCUACCCACAAUGAAGGGGAUGGCCCCCCCGUUGGGAAGGGAACCCUCGGAGGGGGAGAAGUGCCCCCCGAGCAGGCUGGUUCGUUCUACCCCGCGGUGAAGAACGAAGUGGAGGAAGAAGUGAAUACACUGAGGAGAAGCCCCUUCCCCGAUGGGGCGAGCGUGUCAGGUGAAGGGGCAGCCGCGCAAGAUGCCCGCAUGGCGACCGAACUGGGCGUCCUUCGCACGUGUCGAAGCGGGAGCAACAGGAGCGGGAGUGUCCGGAGCUCGCUCCAGAGGGGGGCGCCCAAGAGGGAGGUGAGCUUCCAGGAGGGGGAGGCAAACCGAGAUGCAAACGGAGAUGCAAACCGAGACGUAUGCCGCGACUUCGGUCGAGAUGUACAUCCCUGCUCGGAGGGGGAGGCCGAGCCCGACACGGAGCCCGACUUCGAUGACGGAAGCGGGAAGAAGCGGAGGGGGAGGAAGAAGGGCAAAAAGAGGGGCCGGAAAAAAGGAGGGAGAAAUAAAAACAAGUUGGAAGAGGAUAAACUGAGGGAUGGUGAAACGAACAAAAAAAUUUGGAGAAAGCAAAACGGAGAGAGUGAGAAGCAUCCCCUGGACGACACCAAACAGUUUGCAAAUGUACCCAACAAUGAAGAGUUGAUGGACGAAAUGGAAAAGGAAAUUCUAGCCAAUGAGGUCAUACCAAUCGAUAAAGACAUCAUAAUCGAUUUGCUAUGUGAAGAGGAGAAGCUAAUAGAAAGCUACAUAAAGAACUCCAAAUUUGUUGAUAAAAAUUUAAUUUGCUUUUUAAUUUAUUUGAAUACUGUGCAGAAGAGACUGAGUUGCAUCUCCAACAGGCUGCUGAGGAAGGUCAUUCGGGAAAAUAAAAUGCCCCUAAAGAUUAGCGAAAAUGUCACGAGAAGUGAUGAGAUAACAUAUAGGUACCUCAUGUUUGAGCGGUGGAACCAGUUGAGGUACUCCCUCUUCUAUAACAUCAAUUAUGUUAGAAGUGGAGGGAGCGGGGUGAUGCUCCAUGAAGGGGCCCAAUCGGGUGCUUCCAAAAAUGCCAACAUACACACCAUUUUUGAUUUACAUAAAUUUUCGGGGAAAUAUAAGAAGCAGAAGUUACCCCCCUUUGAGUAUAGCAUAUUUCUUAAAUAUAAAAUUCACAAGCACAGUAAAUCGUGUGCAGUGGGGGAGGAUGGCGAGUGCCCCCUAGGGGGGAGACGCUCACAAGGGGGGGAAGAAGAAGCUGAAGAUGAAGAGGCUAUGUUCAUAAAUAAUGAGGAGAACUUCUGUGGCUUUUCAAAUAACACCGAUUUGAAUAUAACCCCUGUGCUCUCCUACUGCUGCGUCUGCUUUAAUGAUGACUAUAACAGCACGCAGAUUAGCGAGCAGGGGGAGCCCGUCCCGAAUGUGUCAAGGAACAACUCCAUUUCGAAUUCGGCCGCCGACCUGAAGAGUGAGAGUUUGGAGAAAGCGCAGAAAGGGGGUGGGGGCAGGAGUAGGUCCAACUCGAAGAGGGAGGAGGUGCUGCCCCCUGGGGCGUCGGAGCAGAACGGGGGUGAAAAGGGCUCCCCGGAGGUGCCCCCCACACGGGAGGGCAACUUAGGCGGCGGGUUGGGAAGCGGCCUUGGCGUAAGCCAGGUUGGCGGCCCCCCCGGGGCGUGCGAGAAAAAAAUCAACAGCAUCUGCAGCGGCACGGACAUCGCCAUCAUCGAAAAGAACGUCAAGAGCAACCGCAACCUCAUGAUGCGCUGUGGGAGGUGCUACAUGCACGUGCACAAGUUUUGCUACAUCUCGACCAAGAAGACGGAAGAAAGUAGCUCCACCUACGCCCAGGCCACCACGCCCAUCACAUCCAACGAGUGGCUCUGUCAGAGGUGCGAAUUUGAGAAGAAGGCCCUGGGCAAUAAUUACCUGUACCUAUUUGAUAACCACGUCAAAUGCUACAUCUGCAUCGAAAGAGGAGGGGCCUUCAUCCAGCUGAGCAGCGACAUUUUCAUUCACACCUUCUGCGCCAUGUUCUGCGUGCCGGACCUGCUCGUCAAUGCGAAUGUGAAUUUGGAGCAUUUGGAGGAGUUUCUGAGGCUGAACAAUUUGUCCCUCACGCAGGAGGUGCUGUCCUCCUUGGAGCGGAAGCGCCGAAGGGUGUUGCUGAGGGGCGGUCCGAGGGAGACGCGGUUGGCUGAGACGCGGUUGGGAAAUGAAGCUAAUGAGGCCAAGGGGGCAACGCUGGGUGGACCCCCCUGCCUGACGGAUCCAUCGGCCGAAUCGCUCCCCCACCCCAGUGCCACCGCUCCCCCCGUGAAUAACCUCCCACACGUGGCAAACCGCGAAGAGGAGAAGACCGCCGAAUCGGAACAUUUCGGGAAGAGUGAAGACGCAGGGGAGGGGGGAAGGAAUGCCCCCCUGGAGCACUCGAAGGGGCACGCGCCUAGCGGAGCAGCUGAUCGUGGAGCUUCCAAUCCCGAGGGGGACUCCGAACAUCGGCACAGAAACAAAUCGAUAAAAUCAAUUUUUUCGAAGAAUUACCUCUCGAGUGCGACGAGUGGUGGUGCCAAGGGGGCGGACUUCCCCCCGUUUGAGCAGAAGGAGGAUAAGAAGAAGAGGGGGAGCGAAAACGCUAGCCAGAUUGACAAUUUGAAAAAAAAAAAAAAAAAAAAAACCGCGGCGGGGGAUGCUGAUAGGGAGGUGAAUGGCGUGGUGAGCGGCGUGAUGAGUAGCGCGGUGAGCGGCGUGGUGAGCGGCGCGGUGGAACCGGGUGGAGACGGGGGAAGAGGUACCCUCGGUGAGGACAAGGGGGAGGGCAGCUCCCGUGCGAAUCACCGCGAGGGGGAUGACUCCAGUAGAAGCUUCCUCCACCACAGUAAAGACACAGACCCUUCGCAAGGAAAAACCGCCACCGUGCGAGUACCACCUGGGGAGAACUACCCACCGGAUGGGUACUCCUCCUCCGCGUCGUCGUCCUCUACCCUCACGGCGUCUUCCAUUCGAUCCGACUCGACGUUAUCCCACCGUAAUGAUGCCACGAAUGGAGUGGUGAGGGGUAAUCCCCCCGAUGGGGAGUCCGCAUUAAACCCAUCGCUGAAAAAACACAGAGAGAAGCACUUCCCCUCGAAGGUUUCAUCGUGCAGCCCGUACCUACUCAACGGAUACGCCGAGGAGAAGGUGCGUUGCGACGUCUGUCUGAAGAGCAAAGGGUUAUUUAUCAAAUGUGAAAGCAUAAAAUGUCAGAAGUAUGUCCACCCGCUGUGUGCCUACAUGUGUGGGUUAUACAUCAAGUGCAAAAAUUCAAAUAAAAAAUUUUUAAAGUUCCAAAACAAAAUAGAUUACUGCUUCCCUCGCAUUUUCUUCUUCACCAAGUGCAUCUUCCAUUCGAUAAAGAAAUGUGGCGUCAUCAGAAUUUAUGAUGAGAUUAUUAAGAGGAGGACCAAGUACCUCAAUCGGGAUUUGUACCCAAGCAUUUACGAAAGCAAUAAAAAGGAGAGGAAGCAGAAAAAUUCUGUCAAAUAUAAAAUUAGGAACAAUUGUAGUAAUAUUAAGAAAGGGGGAAGUGGCACAGGGGGGGUAGGCAAUGGCCCGACAGCCAUUGCUACCAUUGCAGCAGUUGCAGGGGGGGUUGGAGGAGUGCCCGGAGGAGGAACUGGAGAUGUGUAUGAAGUCCUUGCCUUCAAUUUUAACUACCUAGAUUCCUAUCAGUACAAUUUCUUCCUCCUCCCAUCGAUCGAUUAUAUAAAAAAUGACAUUUGCCUGGUUUGCUUUACGUCCUACAAGAAGAAGAAGCUGCUCUACUGCAAGUACUGCAACAUGUGCGUGCAUAAGAGCUGCUACCUAGUCGAUUCAACCUACCUGGAGUACCACUUUUAUCGGAAGAAUAAAAGGACGCACACGUUUCUAAUGCAUAGCAAGCAGCAGAAGGUGAAGAAUUUGCUGGGUAAAGUGAGGGAGAAGAAGGAGGCGCUUCUAAACAUUCUGCUGGAGGAGAACAGCCACUACGCGUAUGAUGAUGUGUCUCUGGGGGGGGUACUCACCGCAGUUGUGAAGAAGGAGGACUUAACCUAUGGGAGGGUUGCCCCCCACCAGGAGGUGGAGCUCCCUCCGCGGGGAGAAGCAAAGAGGGGUGAUCUCCCCAGUGGACACUCAAGGGAAGCCCCCCCAGGUGUUGGAUCGGCGGAGCACUCGAGGGAACCCCCGCACUUCGGCACAGUCACCAGCACCGACAAAGAAAUAGAAAGCUCCAAACUGUUUAAAGAGUUGAUGCAAAACGAAGUUAUCAACUGUUUGUACGCACCUGAGUAUUUCCAAAGCGCAGACAUUAUUAAUAAGUUGAAGGAAUUUAAAAAGAAGCAGAAGUUCUACCCCCUAAGUGAUCAUGGCAAGUACCGCUGCGAAGAGGAGAAGUGUCUGACCGACUUGGAUGACGUAGAGGAGAGGAAAUUAUUCGUAUGCGAUUUAUGUGCAAACAAUUACAGUCAUGAUAAUGUAAAUUGCAUCCUCUGCAGUCGAAGGGGAGGUGCCAUCAAAUUAAUUAAAGUAAAUGAUUAUACAAAGGUAGAUAAGAGUAAGAACAAAAAGAAUGCCUUUUUUAAACCGGAAAAGGACUUUGUUUUUGUGCAUAUGCAAUGUGCCUUGUAUGCUCCGCAAAUUAUUAUACAAGAUAUUGGGGAGGAAUACUACCAGAUUUUUAAUUAUGAUAAUUUUUCUACGCAUGACUAUGAUGAGGUGGCCCAGAUGAAAGAGAAGGAUUUCAAAUCCGACACGGAGAUGUGCGUUUUGAAUAACGAGUGUGAGUAUGAUGAGAAGCAGAGCCUGUUGGGGGAGUUCUUUUACCGGCAUGCGGCCGGGCCCACUGCGAGCAAGGUCAGGCCCGGCCGCAGGAUCGCCGCAAGGAAGAGCAUCGGAGUGGUCAGCGGAUCGGUCAGCGGAUCGGUCAGCGGAUCGGUCAGCGGAGCCGUUGCCGCUCCAAGCAGUAUGGCCCCUCUGGGGGCUUCCGUAAGUACCCUUGUCUCCGCGCCGCCCAACCCCGCCGGGGGAAACGCCCAAAUAAAGGCGGAAGCGAACGCGGGGGGUGGCUUGCACGGGGAAGCGGUGCCCCCCGCUAGCUGCAGUGUAGGGCAGGCGGACGGGCUUGGCAACCCCGGUGGGGGGGAAGGCGACGCCAAGGUGAGGAAGAAGCUCAGUUUUGACGUGGCGGGGGGAGGGGCGGACGGAGUGAGGGAAGAAGUGAGGAAUCUAUCGCAAUGUGGGCCGCAAAACUCACCGCUUAUCGCGCCUCUCAACGCGCCGCUCAACUCGCACCUGGUUAAGAAGGAGCUGGAGGAGCAGCCCGCCGAGGCGCCCCACCUGAUGAGCGGGGCCCCAAGCGGAGGCGCGCCGCACUGCCCCCUCGCCACCGCGAAUAGCAACAUAAUUCUAAACAAAAUGGACAGGUACGGAAGGAGACUCAAAAAAGGAAAAGAAAUUUUAUCUUACAGCAAGUCGAGCAGCAUGAUGGGGGACCCCAAUAAGAGGCUCAUCGUCACAUCCUCCACACACGUAGGAUUUUCAAACAAAAAAACUACCAAUCUGUAUUACUAUAAUUUUAAUAGAAAGAAGAAUAAUUAUAAAAUAUUAAUUAAAGAUAAAUUAAAAAAACAUUUAAAUAAAAACGUCUGCUACAUUUGUAACCUCACUUAUGGCUACACACAAAAGUGCGUGGAGAGUAACUGCAAUCAUUACUUUCACAUUUCCUGUGCGAAAAUACACAAGCUCUUUUUCGAAUUUGAUUACUCCUUUUUUAAAAUUUACCCAAAUGUGACUAGCAUGGAGAUGUCCAAGCUAUCAAACUGUUCCGUGGGAACUAUCAUUUUUUGUGAAGUGCACUCCAGGAUGAGGAGGAAGGUGAAGCCAUCAAUUAAAUUAUUUUCUAAAUUGAGGUCCUUUUUAGAACUCGCCCGGAUUAUCGUAGGGCAGAUGAAGAAGAGGGAGGAUAUAAAGAAUGCCUGGAUAAAGGAAAAGCACAAGAGGGACAUUACAUGUGAUGAGCAUAUGGGGGAUGGAGAUGAGCAGGAGGAGGGGGACGACCCGGAGGAGGGAGACGACCAGGAGGAGGGAGACGAUGGGGACAAUUCCAUUUCCGCUUCCGAUGGGGACGACUCGGAUGACAAUUACUUCUCCGAAGAGGAGGAGGAGGAGGAGGAGGAGGAGUGCAGCCUGCUGAGUGGGAGCGUCAAGGGGGUGAGGAAGAGCGUGCUGAAGAGGAAUGUGCUGUAUGGGAAGCGCGGUGGAGAGGGAGAGGUAGACGCAGAGGCAGAAGCAGAGGCAGAAGCAGAGGCAGAGGCAGAGGCAGAGGCAGAGGACGAUGGGUUGGGCGACACGGCUUCCCUUCGAAUGUACAGCAGCCAGUUCGGCGACGGCGGCACUGGGGGCGAUCGCCGAAGCAGCCUGCGCAGUGACGCCCUGGGGAUGAUGCAUGACAGCGCCCCCUGCAGCAGUGACCACAUUGGCAGGCGCAGCAGCAGCAGUCGCGCGGGUGGAGCGGAAGGAAGCAGCGGGGGCAGCAGCAGUAGAAGUGGUCUAAGCCGUCUAAGCUGUCGAAGCCGCCGAAGCAGCAAUGUUAAGAGGCGCGGCGGGAAACCCACGUCGAACCACCACCACGCGAGGAAAGCAGGCGCCCCAACUGUGGAGAGCCAACUCCAAAUGAGGGGCGUCGCUAAUCAGGAUACCCUUGGCAAUCACCAUACGUUCAGUGCGCGAAGAGAGUCUGCGGAAGUGCCAAAUGGGGAGAGGAGCAAAGAGACCGGAAGAGCUCACAGGAAUUAUCCCAUGAGGGGGGAAGUGAAAGACCCGAGGGAUGACAUGUACGAAGCGGACAGUGAUAAGGACGAGGACUACGUGCCGGAGGAAGAAGACGAGGAUAGUUAGCCACGCGGGAGAAGUGCACGAAAAGGUCGAAGCUUUUCCAAGUCAGCAGGGAAACAUAUAGCUGGCGUGGCCCUCCCCCCCAAAGAAAAAAGGGGGCCUAUUCCCAUGUGCUAACCGCUGCGCCGUUUUACUGAUUACCCCCCUGCGUGUGCACAGGGUAAGGGGCGAGUCUGCUAACGGUUCGCCCAUAAGACCCAGUUGUGAAGCGUCCCUCCCCGCACCCUUUUCAUGUGCAUCCCGUGAUGCACCGCGUAGCAACACUCCCUUUUUUUUAUUUACACGAUUAACCCUCCGUACCACUUGCUCAUUUUAACCCCCGGACGGAUGACCGCGAAGGUGGGGUCACAUCAACUUGGAUUUUCCCCACAAAUUUCACC